AAGAUUUGCAGAUGCUGCAGCUCAUGGUUGUAAACUCUCCCUAAAGUCUCCCCGUCCUUUUAGAGGCAAAGGGGCGGAAAGGAAGCAGCUGUCCAGACCAUGCAGCUGCUCUCCUUGGUUGCCUUGCUACUCCUCCUUCCAGGAUGUUUUUCUGAUCUGACUGGCCCUGGUGUAGUGCAUGCUGCUCCGGGAACAUCAGCACAUGUGCAGUGCAGAUAUGAUCAAAAAUAUGAAGCAAAUGCAAAAUAUUGGUGCAGAAUAACUAGCAAAGGCGACUGCCUCUUCCUUGUGAGGACAUCAGGGUUAGAAUACCCAGUGAAAGUAGACAGAGUUUCCAUUAGAGACAAUCAUACCUUAUACCAGUUCACUGUGACAAUGGAUCGCCUGACCGCCAGCGAUGCCGGCACAUACCGCUGUGGGGUGCGUGUGAAUGGAGGUCCAGAUCUGUUGACUCCAAUUACUGUGAAAGUGUCUACUGGAGGACCAAAUGCCCCUGAUCAUGAUCUCUCUUCCAACUGGGAUUCAAGUUCUAUCAGAUAUCUGAUUUAUGUGUCCUUCCUGAUAUUGAUUGGCUUGAAAACAUCCCUGCUGCUGCUUCUGGUCUUUGCUAUCAGCUGGAUGUAUAUACGGACUCAACAGUCUUCUGCUGAGUAGCUUCAGAGAUGCCAUUAAGGCAGCUUGAACAAUCACCUUUUCUCUCUGGACAAUGAACCUAAAUCAAGAAGGUGUAAGAUUUAAGAAGGAAGACAAGUUCCUCUUUCCUUGACUCCUGGUUGAAGAAAAAGAAGAAAAAGAGGAGGA
Molecule: messenger RNA, 801 nt
Organism: Pogona vitticeps (central bearded dragon)
Lineage: Eukaryota; Metazoa; Chordata; Lepidosauria; Squamata; Agamidae
Source: RefSeq, a predicted model, not a curated record